Molecule: messenger RNA, 2162 nt
Organism: Rhopilema esculentum
Lineage: Eukaryota; Metazoa; Cnidaria; Scyphozoa; Rhizostomeae; Rhizostomatidae
Product: dynein intermediate chain 3, ciliary
Biological process (GO): cilium movement; outer dynein arm assembly
Cellular component (GO): outer dynein arm
Molecular function (GO): dynein light chain binding; dynein heavy chain binding
Source: RefSeq, a predicted model, not a curated record
AGCUCCCAUAUCGAGGUUUUUCAGAUUGCCAUGGAAACUUGCAAUCGUCCCAAAUUGUUGCAGUUAGUUUGUGAAAUUGUUAUGUCAUUUCUAAAUCCAUUAAAUCUUAGGCUGGAUUGCUCUUUGUAAAGAACCACAAAUAGAAAAAUGGAGAUCGUUUACGUUUACACAAAGAAGAGAAGCGAGUUUGGAAGGCAAUGCAACUUUUCAGACAGACCUGCAGAACUCCACUUUGAUGUUGCCCCAGAUGAAAAGCUUUUGACUGACUAUAUUGAAAGAAACCCAUGCAAUGUUGGCAUCCAAUGUGUUGCUGAAAUGUCUGAACAUGAAGUCAACACUGAAAGAUUUGAAACAGAGAGCAGGGGUAUAAAUCAUGUUGAAGGAGGAUGGCCUAAAGAUAUAAAUCCUGCAGAGAUUGAACAAACAACACGUUUCAGGAAAAAAAUUGAGAAAGAUGAGAUGUACACAACUGCAAUUCAGUCAUUGGGAGAGAUUAUGGAGCACACAAUCCAGCAAAACAAUGCCAUUGAUAUUUAUGAAGAGUACUUCAUUGAUUCAUCGUUAGAUUCAUCAGCUGAACCACCAUCAGCCAAAACCAUAAAUGUCUUCAGAGAUCCAAACGAAGUGAAAAGAACAGCAACCAGCAUAUCAUGGUACCCUGAUGGUGCAAAGAAGCUGGCAGUUGCUUACUCAACAUUAGAGUUCCAAAAGCAUUCACAUGAAACCUGUCUUGAUUCAUAUAUUUGGGAUAUAGAGAAUCCUAAUAAACCUGAGUAUGCACUGAAGCCAGUUUCACCAAUUGUCACACUUGAGUACAACCCAAAGGAUGCCCAUAUUUUGGUUGGUGGAUGCUAUAAUGGACAAAUUGGCUUUUGGGACACAAGAAAGGGACAGCACCCCAUGGAAAUGACCCCAAUCGAAAAGAGCCACCGAGAUCCCGUUUACAAUGUUGUAUUCAUACAGUCGAAAACAGGUGCCGAAUGCUUUUCUACAAGCACCGAUGGGCAAGUGUUUUGGUGGGACAUCCGCAAAUUGGGCGAGCCAACAGAAUCCCUGAAGCUUGUACCGAACAUUAAGGAGUCCUCGCGUCCACUUGGAGGCGUGGCACUGGAGUAUGAGCCAACUAUGCCGACGAAAUUCAUGGUUGGCACCGAGCAAGGCUCUGUCUUAUCCUGCAACAGAAAAGCGAAAUCAGCCAAUGACAAAAUCGUCGCUAUUUACAAUCAACACUAUGGUCCUGUUUAUUCUGUUCAGAGAAACCCGUUCUUUCCAAAGAACUUCCUUACAGUUGGAGAUUGGACUGCUAGGAUAUGGUCUGAAGAUAUUCGCGAGUCUUCAAUUAUGUGGACAAAGCAACAUGUCACAUAUCUCACUGCCGGCUGCUGGAGUCCGGUCAGGCCUGCCGUUUUCUUUACAACACGGAUGGAUGGUUGCCUUGAUGUUUGGGAUUAUCUUUUUAAACAAAACGAUCCGACUUUGAGCAUCCAGGUUUGUGACGAAGCCUUGUAUUCGUUAAGAGUUCAGGACCAGGGAAGACUUGUUGCUUGUGGCUCACAUGAUGGGACAACAACACUGUUGGAAUUAUCUGAUGGUUUGCAUAAGAUGCUUAGGAAUGAGAAAUCUGCAAUGACGGCUAUGUUUGAGAGAGAAACUCGUAGAGAGAAAAUUCUAGAAACAAGACACAGAGAAAUGAGAUUGAAAGAGCGUUCUAGAAGUCAGCAAGAAAAAGAGGAGCCUGAGAGGCUAGAGGAGACAGAUGAAGACUUGAUUGAAAAAGCAGAGAAGGAUUUCUACAAAGUAAUUGAAGCGGAGAAAAAAACCCGUGAAACAAAGCACGCGGAUGCUAAUAAAGCAUUGGAAAAUGCAAAGAAAGCCCUUGAAAAUGAUACACUGCCACAAGAUGAAGACAAUGUAGAAAAUGCAGAAAAUGGGCCUAUCACAGAAGUGUCAGAGGAGGAACAAAAAGACUCAAAUGAUGAAAACGGCGAUGUCGAUCGUUAAUGCGAUGCUUUUUCAAGAGAUUGCUUCUUUUGACUGAAUCUUCUACCGAUCUUCAUAACUUGUAACCUUGUAAAUAAGCUGUUGAUAAAUUCGUGCUCUGUUUAAAAUGUAAGUCAGAUUUGAGCACAAAUGUUUGUUGAUAUAUUUGUUGGUGGAUGGAA